CACACGUAAAAUAUAUAAUUGGUCUAUAUUAUAUGUGUAAAUUUGGUGUAAUAUUGAAGGGCCUCAUAUGUUAAUCCAGACGUAAGCUUAUUAAAACAUAUUCUACAUAAAUACGUAACCAUAAUUAUUCCUGCGUAGGUAUUUACUUCUUUCGCGACUGAUGCAAAUCAAUUGUAAGUACAAUUUCUCUAUGAUUGUACUUUUUUUUUUCUUUUCGGUGUAUGGGGAAGCAAGGAGUACAGAGAGUCUCUCGGAAGUGCGCUUGGCGAGAAAUCGGGAAAUUAUUAAAAAUAUCGGAAAAAUCGAGGAAAACGCACCGGGACACCGUGUGCGAACACGAAGGACGCGUUCGUCUUAAACAUCUGAUAUAAAUUGCAGGCAGAUACUCGUUAUUAACGAGCCAUUAUGCAAUCCGCCGAUAUAAUAGCCCCGUCGCUCGGUAGACGCGCUCCUCGCCAUCACGGGGAGUAACCGGCGUCCCGGCUGAAUGAGAGAAUUCAAAUCCUGAUAACCCCACUUGACGUCUUAUUGGGUAAUUAUUUAAUUCAAUUUUUUCCUUCUCAUUUGGCUUGCUCAUUUGCCGGCGCACUUUCGGGCACUUAGUCUGCGACCCUACUUAAACGGACGCGUGCAGACACGGCGGGUCCUAGACGCGUGUAACGUAAAUUUCCGCCUUACUCGACGCCCGUUAAAAUCCACAAUUUUAUAGUUAACGCCUCUAAUGAGCCGGAUAUAUAAUUUGCAAACUCCGGUACGGGAAAAAGACUCGAGGAAUUAUCCGGGGCCAUAUCGCACCUUGGUAACGAGUCCCUUCUCGGGGCCGUAGUAAUGGGCCUUAAAUUUCCUUUUAUGCGCAAGGUACUUACGCCUACGCGAGAUGUCUGACCAAGAUAUGACAACGUUUCUCCCAGGGUGCAAUAUUGUACAUGCCGGAGCACGGCAAUCCGAGAAAUUACUGGAAAACAUGUUUUACAGAGCGCCGGUAUAAAAGUCAGCCGAAUACAUUUUGCAGGAAUCACCGACAUCGCCCGGAAAUACAUAACGAUUGCCAUCGGUUCCAGAACCAUACCAUACAAAAUGCAACAUAUUAUAUAAAAUCUAUCCUCAUUCUUUGAUACAUCUUACGAGCCCUAUUAAUCAAUUUAUACAUUUCUUAAAUUUCUCCUCAUGAAAUUGAUUAACAUGACAUUUCUUAACAAUGAUUAAUCAAUCUCGGACCGUUGCCAGUUUGCGUAUCACCGACAAAAAUUAGUCCGAAGAUUAAAAUCCGCAGUCAGGUAACUUCGGGAAUCGAGCGGUUAACUCUAAUCCCGGGUUAAGUAAUCCUCGGUUAAGGAUUUUAACUCAUCUACAGAGUUUACAAGCUACAGCUUCAACAUGGGUACCGAGUUAUUGAUGGAAACCAAGAUUAUGUCUCCGUUGCAUCGUACACUGCACCGCUGCAUUUAGCAAUUGCAGUUGGAACAUCCGCACUUUCUCUUUGUCUAAGUACUUCGCAAGGCCUGGUUAAAUUCACCUCGGAAGAUAUUGUUUCCACGCAGGAAUGCAAUCGCCGUUAGACUGCACUCUGCCCCUUUUAUCACAUCCACAGUAUCCGUGUUCUACCGAGUGCACACAAGCAACCAAUUCCCGUGAGUUCCUCUACGGCAAGCAGACUUUCACCACAGGCGCGCGUUGCAUUUCCUUCGCUGCAGUUGCACCGCGACUAGGAAAAACCUUCGGUUCGGAAAAGUCGAAAAAAUUGCUACAUACAUCGGGCCGAUAGUGCAGAAUAUAACACAAUUCCCGGGUUCGCUAAACUUCAGAAGUGGGAUGGAGGACAAAGGCUUCGCGCAAUAAGUCCUUGGUCUAACGGGUGUUCGCGCAUGCGCACUCCGCGCGAAUCUAGGCUAGUCAGUUGCAUCCGAGUUUCAGCCAAGUGAGCUGCAUAGGUCAGUUGCAUCCGGCCCCUCGCAGCUCGUCUUCUCUCCCGUUUUCUCCUCUUCCCCCCUUUUCUCAUUUUCUCUUAUCCUUUCUUAUUUCCCUUCGACCUGCCUCAUUCUCCGCUCCCUGAUAACCCUGCAUCGCCAACAACGAGAGAGGGCUCGCCUGGCGAUGCAGGACAGAGGGGUGGACCUCGAGGAAGGGUUCAGGAGCAGGAACGUCCGCAGGAGGUUGUUCGCCGAUGACGAAGGGGGCCAGGAUGGAGGUCCAGGAGAGGAGGACAACCUGAAGAACCAACUGAACGAGGAGAUCAAAAGACACCGCGACGAGGCGAAGAAAAGGUGGAACUUCGAUUUCGAGAAGGAAAAGCCACUUCCAGGUCGCUUCGAGUGGACGAAACUCGACGAACGAGGAAACGAUGUUCAUUCGGACGAGGAGGAAGAGGGAAUGGGCUCCAAAGAGAAGAACAAUACCGAGGAAAAGGAGAAAGAGGAACAGACUGACAAUAAUGGCUGCGAGGCCGACUACGACAAUGACGUUAACGUUUCCGAAAAUAUUCAAUCCGGAAACAUAGUCGACUCUCGUUGCAAAUAGUGCUAAUCAUUCUUUGCUUCCUAAAAGAAACUGAUAUCGAAGGAUCAAGAUAAGUUGGUAGCCCGCGUGACGAUAAAUCUUAACGAUUUUCGAUAGAUUAGAUAUACAUUCGAACGAAUUUAUCGCGACGAUUUAUCGUAACGUGAGUACUCAUUUACAAUCGGAGCAACGAAUUUUCGAUUUCCUGGGAUUUCGAAUCCAGGAUUUUGUGCCUGCAGCGAUGAGAAUCAAAAGUCCGUCGCUUUUAUCCACGCACAGAAACGAGAGUUAACGCUUACCAAAUAAUUUCAACAGUUUGCCAAAAAGUCAUUCAACGAGGAUUUCCUUCUCUUUUAAAUAGCUUAGGGUCGACUGCUUGUUCCCUUGACAUUUCUUGGUAAAUGGAGGAUUCAUCGCAGUACACGGUAAUCACGGAAUUGCGGUUUAAUAAGACGUUGAUAAGGAUCACGGUGCAAUGCAAUUUCAAACGCGAGAGGGUCUUAACUUAUUCUCCUUGAGUAAAAAGGGGAAAAAGGAAUCAUAGCUGCAAGAAAUGCGGAAUUUAAUUCCACUCUAGUCAAAAAUAACGAUGCGUAAAAGGCGCGUUAAUUCCGUUUAAUUGUACACUGAGAAAAAAAAUGUGAUCGACCUAAAGAUAUAUUUCGCCAACUUGAAAGGUAAUUCAUUGACUGAAAUAAACUCGAAUAAAUUGGAUUAUUUCAGUUAAAUAAUUAUUCAUUGAAUGAACAAAAAUAUUUCAGUGCUUCAAUUACAUUUUUUUCUCUCAGUGUAUUAGAGUCGUCGAGCCAAAUCCCUAUUAACCGUGUGUCCAUGAGGCAAGUGCGUUUAAUUAUUUAUCUUAAUUUUUAUUUAACUUAUUAUAUAUACCGUCGCGGUCGGAUGUCUCUCGUACACCAAUUCGACACAACGUGCAAUACGAAACGAUUAUUUAUGUUCUCCUCCAAGAAUUACGUGUACACACUGGAUGUUUUUUACGCCGAUUAAAUAAUAUAUUUGUAACUUUA
Orussus abietinus is the source of this 3521-nucleotide messenger RNA. RefSeq lists its product as uncharacterized. The record is from RefSeq and is a predicted model, not a curated record. NCBI's taxonomy places the organism in Eukaryota, Metazoa, Arthropoda, Insecta, Hymenoptera, Orussidae. The transcript has 3 exons. Gene Ontology annotation, molecular function: cyclin-dependent protein serine/threonine kinase inhibitor activity. Gene Ontology annotation, cellular component: nucleus. The coding region runs from base 2095 to 2517 and encodes 140 amino acids. Gene Ontology annotation, biological process: signal transduction by p53 class mediator; regulation of mitotic cell cycle.